AUGGCGGCGUCGACGGUGCUGCGGUCGUCGGACCUCUUCGCUGCUAUCACCGCCCAUCAAGACGGACUCACGGAAGCGAUGGCCGAUGUCCAGAUGCUCGCUGAUGCGGUGCACCUCACGCUACCCAGCAUCGGUCGCCUACGGCACCUCGUGAACGUCCCGGCGGCAAUUGCGGCGCUGCCGUACCUUCAGCGGUAUCCCGACCCGACGACCAAGCUUUCAGCGCACGCGCUCUUUGUGUCGCCGACGGUGGCUGAUCCAGCCUUGGCGCUGCACCUCUCGAUUGUCCAAGGCCAUAUGGCGAUCGUCCGGCAAUGGCUUCGACAUGACGCGACGCUCGUCACAUCAGCGACGCUCGAGCUUGCGGCGGCGUCAUCUCAAGGAGCCAUUUUGCGGCUGCUUUUUGCGCGUUAUCCCGAGCUUGCAACGCCCAAGAUGAUGGACCUCGUGGCCAUGGCGGGCGAUUUGGCACUCUUGCGAUGGCUGCACGAAGCUGGUGCGAUCUGUACGACCGCUGCAAUGGACGGUGCAGCGAUGAACGGCCACUUGGACGUCGUCGUCUUCCUACAUGAAACAAGAGCCGAAGGCUGCACGGUGGCGGCAGUCACGGCGGCGGCCGCCAACGGCCAUGCCGACAUUGUCCGGUAUCUCUUCAACCAUCGCACUGAGCGCGUCGACGCAUGGCUCUACUACGAUGCGCCGCACAGCGACCACAAGACGCACCGUGUAGAAGGAACAACGUACCUCGAGGCCAUCGACUUGAUCAUGACAACAACCACAACGCUGCAUGAAAACGUUCUUUUGACCAGCAUCGAGCGCCUCGGGCUGCCCGCGCUGCAGCACAUUUACGCGAGCGGCUACCAGCGCAUCACGCCACAAUGCCUCGAAGUCGCGCUGUUGCGACAGGACCAUUCCAUGCUUUCAUUUGCGCUCCACGCUCUGUUCGAAGCGCAUGCGUCUGGCAUUGGCGAGUGGCAACCGCCGGAUGAGGACGAAAAUGCAGUGGAGAACAAUCUCAGGUUUGGCUUUCCGACUCGCUGGCGUGACUACGCUUUCUUGGACACGGCGGCGUUUUGUGGCAAUCUUGCCGCGAUCCAGCUGCUGCACGCCAGCCGGCUGCGAGGUGCCACCGAGCGUGCAAUGGCGAAUGCGGCCUGCAAUGGCCACCUCGAGGCGCUCCAAUGGCUCCAUGCGCAUCGUCAGGACGGCUGCUCGGCCGACGCAAUGGCGCUGGCGGCCGCGCGUGGACAUUCGGACGUUGUCUACUGGCUUUUGAACGUCUAUCAGCUGCCGCUGACCAAUGCCGUGCUCGCGUCCGCGGCGGCCAAUGGCAACCUCCCGCUCGUGCAGUACCUACUGUCGUGGCUGCCAGGUGCGAGCGAUGACGUCGGCGACGCAACCGUGCUUCAACUGCGUGUGCCUUCGCAGGAUCGGUUCAAACUCAACAUGGCCGAGUACUUUGACGGCCGUCCGACCGACUGGGCUGUUCGCCGAGGCCACCUACAGGUGCUUCAAUGUCUCGUGGCUUAUGGCUGUGUGGUGUCGCCCGUGGCCAUAAACGACGCUGUACAGCACGGCCAUCUCGAUGUCAUGGUCUAUCUCCACGGCGUCUUUGACCAGCGCUGCUCGACGUUUGACGCGCUUUCGAAGGCCGUGUGCCAUCAUUCGAUCAGCGUGCUCACGCAUGCUCUUUUGCACCACACUAUUUGGGCGGCCACGGACGACGUCGACGAGCGGGCCCUGGACGUGCACAUUCUCUGCGUCUAUGUCGCUCGACGCGGCGAUGUGGCGAUCCUCGACCUUGUGGCCAAGACCUUUGCCCUCGACUGUCUCCGAGAUCUGCCCCGGCGGGUGCAAGAGCGCAUGCUCGUGCGUGCGGCCGCCCAUGGACAUCUCGAGAUGCUACAGUAUCUGGUGGAGACGCAUGGCUUUGCAUGGACCAGUGCCGUUGAGAGCGCGGCGCGCAACGACGGCCGAAAGCGCGUACUUCGGUAUUUGGCGACGCUGGGCCCGGCGGUGCCGUCGGCGUACGCGCUCGGGGACGUGGCCCUCGCGCGCGAGAUCUUUGAUCGGUCCCGUCGACGCGUCAUGGUCGACGGACACCCGCGUGUGCAGCCCAUGUAAGGACGCCGCGGAUAUGCGUCAAUCAGCAUUAAACAAUAAAACCAUUUGUAUGAAAUUCGAGAA
This is a messenger RNA of Saprolegnia diclina VS20, 2187 nucleotides long. RefSeq lists its product as hypothetical. The coding region runs from base 1 to 2124 and encodes 707 amino acids. Gene Ontology annotation, molecular function: protein binding. The transcript has a single exon. NCBI's taxonomy places the organism in Eukaryota, Oomycota, Saprolegniomycetes, Saprolegniales, Saprolegniaceae. The record is from RefSeq and is a predicted model, not a curated record.